Messenger RNA from Geodia barretti, 972 nucleotides. NCBI's taxonomy places the organism in Eukaryota, Metazoa, Porifera, Demospongiae, Tetractinellida, Geodiidae. The record is from the annotation of a GenBank genome assembly.
AUGGAUGAGUUGAAGGACCGUAUCCGUGGACUGGCGGCCAGCACACACGGACCGGAAGUGAUCGAAGGCGGGAGCAGCUUCGCCGGCCUUUUCCAGAUGGGUGGCGACUCUGGCCCGGUGCUGGUGGCAAGUACCGACGGCGUGGGCACCAAGCUCAAAAUUGCAGCGCAACUGGGGCACUUCGAAUCAAUAGGUCGCGACCUGGUGACCCUCAACGUUAACGACAUUCUCACCAAGGGUGCGCGGCCUCUGUUCUUCCUCGAUUACGUCGCGUUCAGCGACGUGGACUCACAAUCCCUCGAUUCGCUGAUGAGAGGCAUCGCCUGGGGAUGUCGCGAGGCGCAGUGCGCCCUGAUCGGCGGCGAAACAGCCCAGAUGCCCGGUGUGUACGCAGAUGGCGAAAUGGACCUGGCAGGGUUCGUAGUGGGCGUCGUCAAGCGUGAAAACCUGCUUGAGCCGGGCCGGGUGCGGGAGGGAGACCAGCUGCUCGGCAUUAGGUCCAGUGGCCUGCACACCAAUGGGUACUCGCUGGUCCGCAGUGUGUUUAACACCGACGACGAUCCAGCAGCACUGUUCCGACAGUACGAUGGGAUGAGCCACCAGCUUGGCGAAGAGCUCCUGCAGUACCACCGCAGCUAUUACCCUAUGUUGGCUCCCGCCCUGGGGCUGCUCAGCGGCCUGGCCCACAUCACGGGUGGCGGACUACCCGGCAAGCUCCCGGCGGUCCUGCCCGACGACCUCGCCGCCACCAUCAGUGUUGGCUCGUGGACACCGCCACCGAUUUUCGCACUGUUGCAGCGAGAGGGCGGGAUCUCCGAUGACGAGAUGUUCCGAGUGUUCAACAUGGGCCUGGGAAUGGUGGCCGUAUGCCCUGAGUCCAACGUUACCUCAUUCCGUGAACUGAUUCCCGAAGCAUUCCCGGUAGGGCAGGUAGUCCGCUGGGAAUCCGGCGACCAGGUUAUUCUAGCCUGA